Pogonomyrmex barbatus (red harvester ant) is the source of this 1872-nucleotide messenger RNA. Its product is annotated as transmembrane protein 53-like lethal (2) k09913. The record is from RefSeq and is a predicted model, not a curated record. Lineage: Eukaryota; Metazoa; Arthropoda; Insecta; Hymenoptera; Formicidae. Gene Ontology annotation, molecular function: serine hydrolase activity.
UUUUCUUUAUUUCAUAAUGAAUGUACUUAGUCGUGCUCGCGAGCGCAAACGCGGAAAUGCGCGCGCGCGUUCAUGCAUCCCCUUAAAAAAAAAUAGGGGAAUCCGGUCGCAGGGACGUGUACGUGUAUAUGCGACACAUACAUACGUCAUACAUUGCGGUUUCGUGUCUCGGCGGACGUGUGCAGAAAGAUUUCACGCGGCCUCAUCUAUCGCGCCAAACGAGAUUCAUUCUAUACGAACAUCGAGGGCCAUCGGGGCUUAAUACCUUUGUAUACUAUUGUAUUUUGACGGAUAAUUUCGCUUGAACUCUUGUGUUGUUUUAUCUAGAGGAACUUCGGACUUUAGACGAAUUUUUAGCGAUAAAUUGCACCAGUCGACGUCGUGUCAUCCACAAGUCACGAAUGGUAGCAUCGAUCGCAGCUCUGUUCCAAUAACUGAGAAGCCUGCUGUUUAUUUCCGAGACAAAAGAUACAACUUGUCUGACAGAGUGGAAUUUGAUCCUUUCGAAACGGCACGAAAGAGAAAGAGAGAGAGAGAGAGAGAGAGGGGGAAAGUGCGAAGGUGGGAGAUAAGAUAAUUAUAUGAGAAAUAAUCGACAAGCCAAUCCUAACGUAUCGUUCAUUAUGUGGAGUCGGUAGAAUCACUGGAGUAAUAAACACGCAGUGCUGUUCGUCUGUGUUCAUCUAAGUUCGCCUACUGGGUGAAAUCUUUAAAAUAUAUAAUUAUAAAAAAAUAAGCAAGAGAGACAGGAAGACUUUUUGUGUCACGAUGAUGGUCAAGGCUUUGUGCAAUGUCUUCUCGGCAAGACAGAUCAGCUUAUAUGCGAAAUCGCAGUUGUUAAAACAUAAUCAAUAUUCAAGUAUAGAACGAUUAACACGUAUGUUGUCCUCGCAUCAUGUCUCAAAGAAUAUAGAAUUUCUCUCGCAGGACAAUCGUAUCGUGUCGUCUAAAAAUGUCACACAAAUCAAUGUGACAAACAACCGUCCUUUAUUAGUUAUUCUUACUUGGCUCUUAUCAAAGCGACGACAUGUGAUGAAGUUUGUUAACUUGUACAUGGAACAGGGUUUCGACGUGGCAGUGGUAUCUCUUACACCAUGGCAACUUAUGUGGCCUGUAAAAGGUUCUAGAUUAGUGGCGGAAGAUUUGUUAACUUUCUUAAAGCAAAAUGAAAGUUACCAACAAAUUUUGUUACAUGGAUUUUCAGUAGGUGCUUACAUGUGGGGUGAGGCUUUGGAUUUGAUACAAAGCAACAAGGACAAAUAUCCUAACAUUGCAGACAGAAUUGUCGGACAAGUAUGGGAUAGUAUAGCUGAUGUUAGUCAAAUUGCGAUAGGUUUUCCUCGCGCGGUAUUCCCGAAAAAUAUGAUGCUUCAGUCUAUGCUACGGAAAUAUGUGGAAUAUCAUAUGAAGACAUUUCAUCAACAAGCGACGCAAUAUUAUAUUCGAUCCAGUCAGGUAUUUCAUACUGCCAGUAUAAUACGUGUACCAGCGUUACUAUUUGUGAGCAAAACUGAUCCUGUUGGAGCUGUAACCAGUAACUUAAUUUUGCGCGAUACCUGGGAAUCUUUAGGAGUAAAGACAUAUGUAAAGAUAUUCGAGGAAUCGCCGCAUGUUGCCCAUUUCUAUACGUAUCCUAAAGAAUACAUUACCGAGCUCUACGCCUUCUUACAAAAGCUAAACUUAAUACAAAACGAAGAAAAAAUCAGAGCACGCCUUUGAAUAUUUCAAAAGUGCGUUAUUUUCUAUAUGUAGCCGUAUAGUAUUUUUUAUACAGUCUUCAGCAUUAUUUUUGUGCAUUCAUGAUAUUUAUCACUUGCCACGUACACGUAUGAUAUACACACACAUAUAUAUAUAUAUAUAUAUAUAUAUAUA